Hibiscus syriacus is the source of this 624-nucleotide messenger RNA. RefSeq names its product protein CANDIDATE G-PROTEIN COUPLED RECEPTOR 7-like. The transcript is spliced from 2 exons. Gene Ontology annotation, biological process: transport. NCBI's taxonomy places the organism in Eukaryota, Viridiplantae, Streptophyta, Magnoliopsida, Malvales, Malvaceae. The record is from RefSeq and is a predicted model, not a curated record. Gene Ontology annotation, cellular component: membrane; Golgi apparatus. The coding region runs from base 52 to 624 and encodes 190 amino acids.
GGCUACGUGCUUUAAAUAAAACGACUCACCGUUUUCAGGAUCCACUUCUUCAUGCUGGCCGUGGUUAUUCUAAAAGCAGUCAAUUUGUUAUGUGAAGCUGAGGAUAAGUCUUAUAUUAAACGAACAGGAAGCGCUCAUGGUUGGUAUGUUUUGUUUUACGUAUUCAGUUUCUUGAAAGGGGUGACGCUUUUCACGUUGAUCGUUUUGAUCAGUACUGGGUGGUCUUUUUUGAAACCUUACUUGCAGGAUAAGGAAAAGAAGGUCUUGAUGAUCGUGAUUCCACUUCAAGUUGUUGCUAAUGUUGCCCAGAUUGUCAUCGAUGAAACUAGACCAUUUGGCCACGAUUGGGUGGUGUGGAAACGGGUGUUCUUGCUCUUCUAUGUCAUAUGUUGUUGUGCGGUGUUGUUCCCCAUCGUUUGGUCGAUUAAGAACUUGCGAGAGGCGGCUAAGACCGAUGGGAAAGCUGCGGUGAAUUUGAUGAAGCUCACUCUGUUCAGGCAGUAUUACAUUGUUGUUAUCUGUUAUAUUUACUUUACUAGCGUUGUAGUUUAUGCAUUGGUGACCAUUACUUCGAAAAGGAUAAGAAAAAUGAAAAAGAACACACUCAAAAUCUUUUACGUGUAA